Messenger RNA from Prorocentrum cordatum, 2559 nucleotides. The record is from the annotation of a GenBank genome assembly. NCBI's taxonomy places the organism in Eukaryota, Dinophyceae, Prorocentrales, Prorocentraceae.
AUGGCCCAGACGACCAUGGAGGACAUCUUCAAUGCUGGCCCGCAGGCUGGUGGCUUGAGCUCCUUAUCCGAAGGUCAGCGGCUAGCCGAGGGGGGUCCUCUUCCUCACCUCAGUCGGGAGCUGCCCGCGGCGCACUACGAGUACAUCGACGACUUCGUGAUCAUUGGGCUCGAUUUCCCCGUGGUGUCGGGUCAGGUGGAGGUGACGACGGUGGAGGACAUCUGGCUGGGGGCCAAGGCGCUGGUGGUGGCUGCCGGUUUCCAGGUGCACAAGGACGCGUGCUCGGAAGCUGCCCGCAUGAUUGGGGGCGAUUUCCAGGGCACUCGGCUGGCGCCGAACCAGGACAAGAUGUGGCUAGCGGUGCUCGGCAUCCAGGAGAUCCUGAUCAGCAGGUGGGAGUUGCCCGACUCGAUCGCUCGUAUCGUUGGCAUUCUGUCCUGGGGCUUCUUGAUCUGCCGGGGCGCGCUGAGCAUCUUCUCGGAGGUCUACGCCUGGUGCAUGGAGUUCCGGGGUGGAGCUCGACGCGAAGUGCCGACGGAGGUGCUGAGGGAGCUGGCGGCUGCGGCGGCCAUCAUACCGUUGGUGUCAGUCGACGAUUUGGCGACGCCCUGGGACCCCACGGUGAUGAUGUUCGAUGCCAACUUGUACGGAGGAACCAUCAUUUCAACGGUGGCUUCGGUGGAGGAGCAGCGCCGGGAAGCCCGCCAUGCUGUGCGAGGUGGCUGGACAGUCUGGACUGGCAUUUCCUCCUCGUGGGCUGCCGACUCGUGGUGCGAGGGCGAGGCCUUCAAGCGCGUGGGCGACGAGGUGGAGCCGGGCACGCGGGUGCGAGUACCUCCCGUGCACGCGUGCUGGGACGACAUUACCGGAUGGAAGGAGGUCGUGCGUUGGCGCUGGGAGGAGAAGGAGCACACCAACCUGCUCGAGAUGCGCACGGGCGUGGCGGCGGCGAGGCACUCUGCUCGCAGUCGCGCAAGCUGGGGGAGGAAGCACCUGCGGAUCACCGACUCGAUGGUCUGCCUUGGCGGUUUCCGCAAGGGCAGGUCCGCCAGUCGGCCUAUCUUGAUCCUUUGCCGGCGGAUGGCCGCCCUCGACCUCGGGUGCGGCAUGCGCGAGUACUGGCGUUGGGUACCUUCGGAUCGGAACCACAGCGACGGGCCGAGCCGAGGAUUCCCGAUCGGACAAGCCCCCAAGGAGCGGCGGAUGGACGAGCAGGUGUUGCCGGAGAAGGUGUCCCAGAAGAUCGAGGCCCUCGCGGAUGUGGCGGAGAUCGACCCGUUCCAGCCGCUCAGAAUGGGAGUAUCGGUGCCCGUGAAGGUGCUGCGCUUCAUGCAUCUCUGCAGUGGGCACACGCGUGCCGGGGACCUGGAGGACUGGCUGAUCAGGAUCGCGGCGGCGAGAGGCUGCCUGCUGAUCUGCACCAACGUGGACAUCGGCUUCGGGGCGAAGUUCGACCUGACGGACGAGGUGAACGUUCGACGGCUGGAGCUGCUGGCGGAGACGGAGACGGACGGUCUACGAGCGGACGAUGCGAGGAAUGUGAGGCUCGGGAACUACACUGGAGGUCCUGGCCGCGGCGUUCCUCGAGGCGCCGGGUUGAUCGAGCGAACGGCUUUGGGAUGCUACGUGCCCAAUGUGCGCCGCUUCCUGAAGAUUGCUCAGGAGCUCAACCUGCGCAUGAUGAGCCGAGAGGAGAUCGACGACUCGGUCCUGUGCUACUUGGACCGUCUAGUCGAGGACGAGGAGGUGGGCCCGCACCGUGGGGACCUCGUGGUGCACGGGCUGGCCUACGUGUGGCCAGAGCUGUCGACGGGCCUGCCAAGAUCCAACCGUGCCCACCGAGCUUGGCAUCGUCUGCAUGUGGCGGGUGAGGGAGGACCUCAGCCGCUGGAGUUGUGGGCAGUGCUGGACGAAGCUGUGAGACUGGCCGGGAACACCGAGGCAGCCGACGCUGCGGAGCUCGCCCUCGACACCUACCUCGGGUCGGCGGAGCUCUUCGGCCUGCGCGCGGCAGACAUCGUGAUCGACGUGGACGCGGAGGGCAAGCAGGUGGUGGCGAUCAACCUCGGAGUCGCGGAGCGCGGAGAGAGGACCAAGACGGGCAUGAGGCAGGGCGUGCUCAUCGACCGCCAGCACGUGGCCGAGAUGCUCGUCCAGAGGAAGAUGGAGAGGGCGCUGUCCGACCGGGUCUUCAACUGCUCGGUGGACGCGUACCGCCGCGCCUUGCGGCGCGCCUGUGACGACAUCGGCGUGGCCAGCUUCCUCCGCAUGCAGCUCGGCACUCUGGACCAAGCCACGCGUGGGCGCUGGGCUUCCGAGAAGAAUGUGCUGCGCUACAUGAAGACCCACGCCCUGGUAGCGUCACGUGCCGCUCUGCCGCCUGAAGUGCUGGAGCGAGGCGCGGAGCUGCUCAAGAAGAAGCUGGCCCGCGCUGUCGCCAGAAAAGCGGUGGUGUGGGACAAAGACGGCGGCACCCUCGACCUCAGGGUGGCCGCCACGGUCGAAUCUAGCCGCCGCCUCGGCGGCAUCGUGCUCACGUGUCAGGAAAAUAUCAUGUGA